AGAUUUUAAAUUUGACAGACGUCAGAGUACUGAUUACAAAAUUAACCAAAAAUUUUCACAAAUCAGUGAAAAACUAAAAUUAUUUAACCAUGGCAACAAAAUCGCUCUUCUCCUUCUCGCGAUUGACAAAAAUUCGCGCUUUUUCAUCCUCGCAACGUAACUUCAACGUUGAUCGUGUGAUCUACAACAAGCCAUCAUCUGCUGGAACAUCUUCAUCAAGCUCAAACCCGAAUGUAACAGGAUUGAGCAGCAAUUGCAUUGCACCCUCUUCAGGACCAGUGGGUCCCGGUGCAUCAAAGGACAGCCCAAAGUACAAGAACCCAGAAUACUUCCUAUACAAUACUAUGAGUUACCAUGAGGCUGAGAUUGAGAUGUUAAAAUACAGAUGCCCACAGCCAUCAAAUAAGAAACCAUUCAAGCAGGGACAAAGUUAAAAUUCAGGUUCAGACUUUAACUUAAUUCAAAGUAGCAAAAGUACUCUGUGCAGGAGACAUAUGUGUACUAAUGUUGUAAAUAAAAAUAAAAUUAUGUGUAGUACUUGAA
Dalotia coriaria is the source of this 543-nucleotide messenger RNA. It is a transcript of the gene NdufV3, whose product is annotated as NADH:ubiquinone oxidoreductase subunit V3. Lineage: Eukaryota; Metazoa; Arthropoda; Insecta; Coleoptera; Staphylinidae. Bases 90 to 434 code for a protein of 114 amino acids. The record is from RefSeq and is a predicted model, not a curated record. The transcript has a single exon. Gene Ontology annotation, cellular component: mitochondrion.